CUGAAAAGUAUCCACCUUGUUCUGUUUAUGUUUUUCUUAUCUUUGAUCUUGACAUGCUACUGUGAAAAUUUUGAAGUAGAUAAAAUAUUUCUGUAAAAAUGAGUGAUGCUGAAGCUCAAGAAGAGGAACGAGAAGCUUUGUUAUCAAUAUAUGAUGGAGAUUCAGCAUUUAAACAAUUAAAUGCAACUACGUAUCAAUACAAGUAUGGAGAAGAUAAUGAUCACCAAUCUUUUUUACUCGAAAUUUCAUGGAGUACUAAUUAUCCUACAGAAAAUCCAAUUAUCAACAUGAAUACUUUUUACAAUAAACAUAUAGUUCAAGAAGUUAAGGAUAAAAUAGUAAAACAUAUUGAGUUCGAAGCUGAACAGUGGUUAGGAAGUGCUAUGACUUACACUCUUUUUCAAUCAGUACAAGAGAAUCUUCCGGAAUUACUAAUUGACCAACCUAUUGCUAUAACUCGACUGGAACCUUCAACGUCUAAUCUCAAUGUUCCAGUUGUUAUAAAGAGUGAGAUUGGAAAGAAGCCAAAACAACAAUUAACAAAAUCACAAAAGAAAAAGUUAUGGAAUCGUUCGGAUGGAAAGAGUGAAAAUCCUCGAGGUUGGAAUUGGGUGGAUAUUGUGAAACAUUUAUCCCAAAUUGGAUUCAAAGAUAAUCAAGAAUCAUAGUAUAAUUUUUAUAUUCUACUAAUAAAUAUUUAAAAUAUUUUGUUUUACAAUAUUUAAAAUAAAUUAAAUUUCGAUUUUA
Messenger RNA from Leptopilina boulardi, 747 nucleotides. RefSeq names its product RWD domain-containing protein 4. Lineage: Eukaryota; Metazoa; Arthropoda; Insecta; Hymenoptera; Figitidae. The transcript is spliced from 4 exons. Gene Ontology annotation, molecular function: protein binding. Bases 99 to 668 code for a protein of 189 amino acids. The record is from RefSeq and is a predicted model, not a curated record.